GCAAGUCCAGACACACACCAAGCUGGGAGCCAGAGAGACGGAUAUACCGAUGCGCGCGGGCUCUGCACCGGCGAACACACGUCCACGCGAGACACGGUAGUGGGUGAUCCGGGAGGAGGCUCCCAACCAUGGCGCUCCAGGACCAGCUGACCAGCGCGGCAGCGAGAGGAGACGCGACCGAAGUGGAGCAUCUUCUUCGGCUCGGGGUGGACGUCAACGGCGUCAACAGCUUCGGAAGAACCGCGCUGCAGGUGAUGAUGAUGGGCAGCACGCAGGUGGCUCGGGUUCUGUUGGACCAGGGCGCCGAGCCAAACGUGCCGGACCGGAGCACCGGUAGAACCCCGCUUCACGACGCGGCCCAGGCGGGUUUUGUGGAGUCGGUUCGGCUGCUGGUCCAGUCCGGAGCUGACGCGCAGGCCCGGGACCACAGGAACCAACGACCGGUGGAUCUCGCCACCAGCGAGGGCCACAGUGACAUCGUGGAGUUUCUGGAGACUCUGACAACCGAACGCAAUCAUGCAGCACUUGAAUGACCUUUUUUAAGUUAUUUGUCUUCUGUUUUAUUUAUUGAAGGCUCCGCAGUUAUAAUCGGCGCCUCGCUUCAUGACAUGUUUUGUGAUUUUGAACCAUGAAAAUAUCAACAGUCAGCUUGACCCAUCUCUGUUCUAAGCAUUAAUAUUUUGGACUAAUAAGACAGCAGGAACAAACCACGUUUACAUUUGCUUACAUCAGUUUAGUUGCUGCGUUUGUGGCAAGUGACAGAGCUACGGAUUUUUUUUUUUUACCGGAAAGGCCACGCCUAAAUUUGAGGUUUAAAACUUGAAAAAAGGCCGUUUUAUUGGGUUUAAGCAAGUCAAGGCUGCAAAUACUUGCAGGGAAAUUGCUUGCUUGCGUGCGUGUGUGUGUGCGUGCGUGCGUGUUGAACUUAAGCUCUUAUAUUUAUUUUUUUUAAAACGAUCUAGGUUUAUUUAUAUAAACAUUUCAGGCCAAAAAUAACAUAUGAAACCGACGGCUUAAUUCAAAUUUGCACUAUCGGAAAGGAUGGAAUUUUAAGUCUUAAUGUCUUCUGUA
Molecule: messenger RNA, 1071 nt
Organism: Synchiropus splendidus (mandarinfish)
Lineage: Eukaryota; Metazoa; Chordata; Actinopteri; Syngnathiformes; Callionymidae
Gene: cdkn2
Product: cyclin-dependent kinase inhibitor 2A/B (p15, inhibits CDK4)
Exons: 2
Coding region: 129-533 (134 amino acids)
Biological process (GO): negative regulation of cell population proliferation; regulation of cyclin-dependent protein serine/threonine kinase activity
Cellular component (GO): nucleus
Molecular function (GO): cyclin-dependent protein serine/threonine kinase inhibitor activity; protein kinase binding
Source: RefSeq, a predicted model, not a curated record